Molecule: messenger RNA, 1608 nt
Organism: Eurypyga helias (sunbittern)
Lineage: Eukaryota; Metazoa; Chordata; Aves; Eurypygiformes; Eurypygidae
Gene: INTS7
Product: integrator complex subunit 7
Exons: 12
Biological process (GO): snRNA 3'-end processing
Cellular component (GO): integrator complex
Source: RefSeq, a predicted model, not a curated record
GGUAUGGCUGCCAACGCCAAGUCCUUCCUGGCCGAUGCGGGCUACGGCGAGCAGGAGCUGGACGCCAACUCCGCCCUUAUGGAACUGGACAAAGGCCUCAGGUCCGGCAAACUCGGGGAGCAGUGCGAAGCCGUCGUUCGUUUUCCCAGGCUCUUCCAGAAAUAUCCUUUCCCUAUUCUCAUUAACUCGGCCUUCCUAAAGCUAGCUGAUGUUUUUAGAGUGGGAAACAACUUCCUGAGGCUUUGUGUGCUGAAAGUUACUCAGCAGAGUGAGAAGCACUUGGAGAAGAUCCUAAACGUGGAUGAAUUUGUCAAAAGAGUUUUCUCAGUAAUUCACAGCAACGAUCCAGUUGCCCGGGCUAUUACACUUCGGAUGUUGGGCAGCAUGGCAUCUAUUAUUCCAGAAAGGAAGAAUGCACAUCACAGUAUUCGUCAGAGCUUGGAUUCCCAUGAUAAUGUGGAAGUUGAAGCGGCUAUAUUUGCUGCUGCUAACUUUUCUGCACAGUCCAAGGAUUUUGCUGCUGGAAUAUGUAAUAAAAUCAGUGAGAUGAUUCAAGGUUUGGCCACACCUGUGGACUUGAAAUUGAAGUUGAUCCCUAUUCUGCAGCACAUGCAUCACGACGCUAGCCUGGCCUCCAGCUCCAGGCAGCUGCUUCAGCAGCUGGUAACAUCAUAUCCCUCUACCAAGAUGGUCAUUGUUACUCUGCACACCUUUACUCUGCUUGCUGCUUCUUCUUUGGUUGAUAUUCCUAAACAGAUCCAGCUUUUGUUGCAGUACUUGAAGAAUGACCCCAGGAAGGCUGUGAAGAGGCUUGCGAUCCAAGAUUUAAGGUUGUUGGCCAACAAGACACCACAUACAUGGAGCAGAGAAAAUAUUCAGGCACUCUGUGAGUCUGCUCUUCACACUCCUUAUGACAGCUUGAAACUGGGCAUGCUAUCUGUUCUUUCCACGUUGUCAGGGACCAUUGCCAUUAAACAGUAUUUCAGCAGUGCUCCAGGUACAGCAGCUACAACUGCGAGAUCAUUUGAUUUAGUAAAACUAGCACAGCAGUGCUGUUACCAUAAUAACCGUGGCAUUGCAGCACAUGGUGUGAGAAUUAUGACCAAUAUAUCAGCCUCUUGUCAGGAAAAAGAUCUUCUGCCUUUGGAGCAAGAUGCAGUUUUUGGCAUAGAAGCUCUUCUUGUUCUUUGUAGUCAAGAUGACAGUCCAGUAGCUCAGGCGACCUUAAAGAUCACGUUGACUUGCAUGGUGAAGCUGGUCAAGAGCCGUCCUCAUCUGAGCCAGUCAGUAGUCGAAUCCCUGCUGACCCAGUUGCACAGUGCCCAGGAUGCUGCCAGGAUUCUCAUGUGCCACUGUUUAGCAGCUAUUGCCAUGCAGCUGCCUGUACUAGCAGAUGGGAUGCUGGGAGACCUAAUGGACCUCUACAAAUUAAUUGGACGGUCUACCACAGAUAAAAAACAGGAGCUCUUGGUUUCUCUUGCCACAGUGAUAUUUGUUUCCAGUCAGAAGGCUUUGUCUUCAGAAAUCAAAACUGUUAUCAAACAGCAGCUUGAAAACACCUCCAAUGGGUGGACAGCCUACCGGAUAGCCAGGCAGGCUUCCAGAAUG